CUAAAAUAGUUGGGGGAGGGCAACGGCAGUAGGCCUAAGAAAGGCAUGGGAAGUGGGGUAGGCAAUGAGUAUUGUGUACAUUACAGGGUGCACAAAUCUCCUUCAGCACAGUAGGCCCUGGGACUUUGCAAGCGGUGGGAGGGUUGGCUACAUGUUUGUAGCGGACAUAAGACCAGAAUGGAAAAACGAGAUUACAAAAAUCGUAGGUAGCCGUGUCGAUCUAUUAAGGGGGAAAGCCAAAAACCACAGCCUGGUAAUAGCUUUGUUAGAGGCAACCCAAUGACCCAAAGUCAGCACGCUUUCGAGUUCUUCAGAAUUCUUCAUCAGGCUGGAAGCUGGAUGUUUAAACAGUACCCCUCCCCCUUGCUUUGCGAACAUCCAACCUGUUUAACACCCCACUCCACGCCGGUUCUGGGGAAUUCUUGCUCUCAAAACUUGAUUAGAGAGCGAGAGUGUGUGUGCGUGCUGUUGUGUGUGUUUGAUUUGCAUUCGCAUUUGCAAAGGUAGGGGGUCGAAGGAAAGAAUGACAAAAGUGGGUAAACUGGAAGGUAUAUGUGAGAGCUGCAGUGGGAGACCCGGACCCCCACGCCCUUUCAGGCCUGGACACUGCAGAACACAGGAGGAUGAAGGGACAUAGAGAAACGUGGGCUGAUCAUUGUAAAGAACAAUGGAGUGGAGACCCUCCCCCCUCAGGUAGAAUGGCUGUCUCCUGCCCUCUUGUACCCUGCUCUUGCGAUUGUUUUGUUUCGCUUCCCCCGGCCUCUGCCACCAGAGAGGUAAUCUUUGGCAAGAAUUCCGACCGGCCAAGGGAUGAAGUCCAGGAGGUAGUCUAUUUCCCAGCUGGAUGUCAUGCCAAAGGGACAAAGGUCCAGUGCACGUACAUUGAAAUAGACCAGGCAGAGAGGACUCACGCGGUCAUUCUGAGCCGACCCGCCUGGCUAUGGGGGGCUGAGAUGGGGGCCAAUGAACAUGGCGUCUGCAUCGGCAACGAAGGGGUGUGGACCAAGGAGCCAGUUGGAGAGGACGAAGCCUUGCUGGGGAUGGAUCUGGUCAGGCUAGGUUUGGAGCGGGGCAGCAGCGCCCACGAAGCACUUGGGGUCAUAGCAGCGCUUCUAGAACGCUACAGCCAAGGGGGGAACUGCAAGGAGCAGCUAACCCCUUUCAUUUACCAUAACACCUUCCUUCUGGCUGAUCGCACCGAAGCCUGGGUCUUGGAAACAGCCGGUCAGUUUUGGGCUGCUCAGAGGAUCCUAGAGGGUGCCCGGAACAUCUCCAACCAGCUGAGCAUUGGCACAGAUAUUUCUGCAGAACACAUUGGCCUGAGGCAACAUGCCCAAAAGCAGGGAUGGUGGAGCGGCGAAGGGGAGUUCAGCUUCAAGGAGGUGUUUUCACUCAUCCAUCAGCCUGUCCGCAUGGAGGCAGCCAAAGCUCGAUAUUGUGCUGGCCAGCAACUAUUGCACCAAUAUUCAGGACGCAUCACUGCUGAGACCUUCAUUACCAUCUUGGGUGACAAGGCCAGUGGAAUCUGUGUGGAUUCUGAGGGUUUCCGCACUACGGGAAGUAUGGUGUCCAUCCUCCCGCAGGAUCCUCACCUGCCUUGCAUCCACUUCUUCACAGCCACACCAGACCCUUCUAGGUCGAUCUUCAAACCCUUCAUUUUUGUCCCCAACGUGACUUCCUUCCAGCAAGUGAGAUCACCAGACUUUGGUGACAAAGACCCCAUUAAGGAGACUCCUCGGUUUCAGAGCCAGGUUGACCGGCGGCAUGAGCUCUACAAGCAGCACCAGCUAGUCCUGGAAACAAUGGAUCAUAACAAGGGGGAGUGCAAGAGACUCCAGGAGACUAUGCAGGAAUGCCAGCUGCUGAUCCUGGAAGCGAUGAAGAACUUGUUGGAAGGUUCUUUUACUCUGAAACCCCAGGAGAUGGCAGACCUCUUCUAUGACAGUGUGGCUACAGAACUCAAGUUAUAUAAAUGAUGGAGCCCUGUUGCUUUUCCUCACCCAGGACUAAAAGGCUGAGGUUACUAAUACUGAUACUAUUGAGAGUUCCAUGUAUGAAUGGAGCUGUCCAUAAGAAUCUUCCCUUUACGUUUCUUAUGCGAAGAUGAGAAUACUUUGAGCUUGCUUGCUUGUUAAGCUCAAAAUCUGUUGGCAUGCAGAGCCUCAGGAAUUCAUUGUCCCUGGAUGCUUUAGGGCCAUUUGCAUAGGUAGUGGCUUUGAAAACUUCAUGAGGGCUGGGUCUAUUUGGUUAUUAGCUGUGGUAGCUAAGAAUGGAACCUCUCUGUCCAGGGGCUACAGACAAACAAGAAAGAGCUAUCUCCAUUGUGUGCUACUUGGGGAUUCCCUGGUGUCUUUAGCUUGCCACUGUCGGAUACAGAGUACUGAACCAGAUGGACCUUGGGUCAGACCUGGCCUGGAAUUCUUAUGAGCAAGCUGUGUGUGAUAGGGUGGAGGGAGCGGGCAUUAGACACUCCUCAGUGAGCAGAAUCGAGAAGUCUCAAUACAUUUUAGUUUGUCAUUCUGUGUUAACAUCUUGGCUGACCUUUUGUUGUGCUGGAUCCUCUUAUCUCCAUGGAGGCAACUUGCUGAAACAGCUGUCAGUGCUACAUUGUCUGCAGGGUCACCUGGCUUGGGAACUCCUGGGCCCAGCAGAGUUGGCAGCUGCUGUUCACUGUGUCAAGGGAAGGGCAGGCACAAAGCUCAAGGGAGCCUCAGGCUAGGAGAGAGCUCCCUGCAAGCCAAAGAUAGGACCACUACACUAGGGAUGUGCAAACUGGCUCAAGGUCGAGCUGAUUCGCCAUAGAACUGGGCCUGUUCAAUGGCUUGCCCUUGAGCCAAACAGGGCUGGGUUCGUUUCGGCUUGGCUUGACUUCAAGCUGAACACCCCAGGCCUGCUCUGGGGGUUCGAGAAGUUUAAAAAACCCACAAAACUUACCGUCUGGUCCAGUGGCCUCCAGCGGGUACGGCCAUGGUGGGGGUCCUCCAACAAUUCCCUGCUGGCCUCCCCCCAGCUUUUUAGGCCAUUUACAGGCCUUUCUGGCCCUCUGCCUGUUCGUAGUGGCCAUUUUGAAGGCUGCUGUGCAUGCGCACUGGACAUUUGCAUGCCUGGGUCCUGGAUCAUUGGAGGACACCCCCCAACAGCAGCACCCCCUGGAGGCUAAUUAAAAAAAAAAAAAAAACCUCCUAGAACCACACCCUGCUUUGAGCUGAGCCCAAACCGAAUAAGCUUCGAGCCAAACUGGGGCCUGGCUUGACAUGCACAGAACCGAACCAGGCCUGGUUCAAGUCUGGUUCUGUUCAACCCAAACCGGGCUUUCUGGUUCUGUGUACAACCCUACACUACACUAGCCAAACAGAUAGAACUGUUCCAUACAGGCUUCCAUACAGACUUUACUCCCAAAUAGCCUUCUGCUAUCUGCUGCGACCACUAUCAGUACUGUAGCCAACCCUUUCUUAGUCAUAUGAUGGAUAUAACUGGGUGUAUUUGGAGCAAAAUCAUCAUGGCAAUAUUACAAACCUGCCCUGUUUGUCUGCUUCUACAGGGAGUAAUGAGAGAACUUCUUUCAGACCUGCUUAACUAUUUUACCUCCCAAGCUCUGGAAGUAGGUUUAGAACUAUUUAAUGAAGAAUUCUUGUGACAGUACAAUUUUCAGGGUCCUUUUAGGGAAACUCUUACUGUUAAACCAGUUUUCGUCCAGUGCAGAUCUUUAGUGCAGAUCUUUAACUUAUAUUCCAGUGGGCUGAGUAAAUCUGUAUUCAACUUCCCCCUCCCCUCCCCACCCUUUUUCUCAGAGGAAGUGCUGCUUAGACACUGCAGCAGAGGUCAUUUGGAUUUCUGUUUCUGAUUGGCAAACUUCCCUCCCCACACAAGGUUUCAUUGUAUGUUUUGGUUUUUAUUAAAGUUAGACAAUAAGCUGCCUGCCCCUUUGAUUCAAAAAAAGUGUGUAUUUGUCGAAAUAAAACAGUUAUAGACCUUUAAUAA
Messenger RNA from Hemicordylus capensis (graceful crag lizard), 3981 nucleotides. RefSeq names its product secernin 2 (gene SCRN2). The record is from RefSeq and is a predicted model, not a curated record. The transcript has 8 exons. Lineage: Eukaryota; Metazoa; Chordata; Lepidosauria; Squamata; Cordylidae. Gene Ontology annotation, biological process: proteolysis. Gene Ontology annotation, molecular function: cysteine-type exopeptidase activity; dipeptidase activity. The coding region runs from base 624 to 1976 and encodes 450 amino acids.